AUGGAUAAGCAACGAAGAGAUGAGAUCCAGGCCAAGCGGGCCAAGCUGGCCGAGUUGAAGCGCCAGAGGGAGCUGCGGGCCAAGGAUACUGGGAGAGGCAGCGGCAGCCCGAGUGAUGUAUGCUGCACACCACCGCCCCCCUUUCCAGCUCUUCCAUCCAGCUUGCUAACCGCCAACCGUCCACAGCUCAUAGCCCCGACACCCGGACGAGAUAACCGCAAAGAUAUCGAGUCGCUUAUAAGCUCCCUCGUCGGCGACAGCAGACCCGUCUCCACCGGCGCCUCGUCUCCCGUGCCCAAGGGGAGCCGCCCGACCAGCGUCCUCAGUGGCGGCGAGCUGAGCGCCGAGGCCUCGGAUCUCGCAUCACAGUCACAGGCUCCCGGCCAGGCGGCAGCCGCGCCGUCGCAACCCCAGGUGCUCACUACUGUCGCCUUGCAGACCGUCUACGAGUGCCCGCCAUCGCCCGUAAAGGAGGUCGUAACCUACAGCACGGCCGCGCAGACAACCGAGGACUGGGCACCACCUACGUCGCGGGGGCGGGCCUUUUCAGAGUUGCCCGAGGAGGAUGACCUGCCCGGCGUCACCUCGACACCAAGCAAGAGGCAGAGCCGAAGAGAGCGGGACCGGGAAGAGGAAUUGAGACAGAAGAUCCGCGACGAGAUCGAGGAGGAGCUGCUCGAGGCUCGGGAGCGCCUCCAGGGUGGUCCUCUAUCUGGCGGCGCGGUGAACACCUCCAACUUCCCUGCCCGGGCACUUACGGACGAGGAGCUGAAUGCUGUCACGGCUUCCGACGAGUUCUUCGACUUCGUCGAGAGGUCGACCAAGGUCAUCGAGCGGGCGUUGGACCAGGAAUACGACGUCUUGACCGACUACACUUUGCAAAUCCAGAGCCUAGAGGAUGACGAGGAGCAGACGGGCAACACGGCAGGAAAAGGCCGCCGGCGGGUCAAGGAGGUGGUGCAAUUCUAUGAUGAACGCUGGUCAAAGAAGCGAAUGGUGAGCAGUAUCGACUUCUCGCCCAAGUUCCCAGAGCUGCUUCUGGCUUCCUACACUAAGAACCCAUCCGCGCCGCACGACCCGGACGGCAUCGUGCAGGUAUGGAACUCACAUCUACAUGACCGACCUGAAUUCCUUUUCCACGCCCAGUCAGAUAUUCUCACCGCCAAGUUCUCUCCAUUCCAUCCAAAUCUCAUCAUUGGCGGUACAUACUCUGGUCAGGUUCUUUUGUGGGACACGCGCGCCAAGUCUGCCCCUGUGCAGAAGACGCCCCUGACGGGCACCGGUCACUCGCACCCCGUCUACUCAGUCGACAUUGUCGGCACUCAAAAUGCCAACAACAUCAUAUCCGUAUCCACCGACGGCCAAUUAUGUGUUUGGUCUGUCGAUAUGCUCUCACAACCGCAAGAGCAACUUACCUUGACCAACCCGCACCCCAGCAAGUUCGAUGAUGUCGCUCCAACGACUAUGGCCUUCCCUGCUGCCGACCCGACCUACUUCCUCGUUGGCUCCGAGGAGGGCCCCAUCUAUCCUUGCCAUCGCUACGACCGCGCCGGCGCCAAGGCCGGCAUCGAUACCCGCGUUGCUUACAAGGGCCACGCGGCCCCUGUCAUGUCGGUCGCCUUCCACCCUCCACGCGGCCCGGUCGACCUGGGUGAUCUGGUUCUGUCCUCUUCGCUCGACUGGUCUGUGAAGCUGUGGAAGGUUCGUGCCCCGGCUGCCACGUCCACGGUAGUUGAGUCUGCUGGCACGUCGAUUCACCCGCUGCUGGAUCUUGUUCGUGAGGACGUCGUCUAUGACGCCGCCUGGUCGCCCGUGCGUCCUGGCGUCUUUGCGCUGGUGGACGGGGCUGGCUCGCUGGAGAUCUGGGAUAUCAGCGUGGAGACCGAGAUCCCCAUCGCCAAGAUCAGCCCCACGGCCCGAAAGGAGGGCCGCCAGCUCCUGAGCAAGAGCUUGAACAAGGUGGUCUGGGAGGCGAGCGAGGGCAAGAGGCUUGCCACGGGCGGGAUCGACUCGACCGUGUCCGUCUUCGAGGUCGGCCCUGAUCUCGGCGGUAAGGACGGCGUGAGGGCCGAGGAGUGGACGAGCGUCAAGAAGUUGGUCGCUAGGCUCGAGGCUGCAGGGGCCGGGGCUGCGGCGGGAGCGACUGCAUAA
Neoarthrinium moseri is the source of this 2151-nucleotide messenger RNA. RefSeq lists its product as uncharacterized. Bases 1 to 2151 code for a protein of 716 amino acids. Gene Ontology annotation, biological process: transport along microtubule. NCBI's taxonomy places the organism in Eukaryota, Fungi, Ascomycota, Sordariomycetes, Amphisphaeriales, Apiosporaceae. The record is from RefSeq and is a predicted model, not a curated record. The transcript has a single exon. Gene Ontology annotation, molecular function: dynein heavy chain binding; dynein light chain binding. Gene Ontology annotation, cellular component: cytoplasmic dynein complex.